AUGCUUCUCCUGCUAGUGCUCUCCAGUGCUACAGCUGUGCAGCUGCCGCAGGCUCCGUCAUGCAGCACUCGCGGUGCUACCCGAGGCGCCUUUCUCCGCAGCGCGCUUGCCGCAGUGAGCGUCUGUGGAGGAGCGAGACAGGCGAUUGCUCAGGAUGUGGCCGACAUCCCUGCAUCUGGGCUCGUGUUCAAGGACACGAUUAAGAUUGAGGGCUUCACUGACCCGAAGGUCUCCGGCGUCAAGCUGUACGUGGCCGAUUUCCAGAGACCAAUCACCGAGAAGCUGCAGAAGGACUUUUUCAACGACCCGACGCAGGCCAAUCGUGCAGCGUGUGGGCCCGCCAGCGUCACCUGUGCUCGGACCGGGCCAGUCAAGCUGCUCGAGGCGGUGGAGCCGAAUGGCGAGGGCGAGGAGGUAUUCAGCCAGUCCAGGUCGCUCUUUUUCAAGUCCGUGAAGGUGCGGCGCGUGUACGAUAAGGAGGCAAACACGAUCGUCUACGUGUCCUACUCGGUCCGGCUGUCGAAGAGCGAGGACGACAACAAGUCGCGCUUCAAGUCCACGAUGUGCACCGUCCCGCUUGGGUGACAGCCCGGGGAGGGCGGGGUUUUCGCGUCUGAUUCACUGUGCAUGCAUGGCGUACCGGGCGGUGCGCGUGAGGUUUCAUGCGCGGCGCUGUAGCAGACCGUUCUACGUGCGUGCAUACCAUCA
Messenger RNA from Emiliania huxleyi CCMP1516, 708 nucleotides. RefSeq lists its product as hypothetical. NCBI's taxonomy places the organism in Eukaryota, Haptophyta, Isochrysidales, Noelaerhabdaceae. Bases 1 to 585 code for a protein of 194 amino acids. The transcript has 3 exons. The record is from RefSeq and is a predicted model, not a curated record.